CUAACAGGCAGUCUCCCCCCACCCGCCGCUGAUGCAAAUCCUUCCAACUAAGGGUCCCUGGGGUGUCUGCCCCAGUUGGCCUGGAGGGCCCCAAUUGCUACGUUCCUGUUGCUGUAAUGAGAUCAAUUUGGCAGUAUCGGGGGUGCUGCAACGCGGUCAGAAGCUGGAGGGAGAGGAGAUGGGGGGCCCUGAGCAUUUCGCUCAACGCCGGAAAGGACAGAUGGAUGAAUUUACUGUGGUCAGUGGUCCCAAGGCUGGAAGGAACCUCAGGGAACCAAAGCUGGGGGAGAAGCACUAUCUCCAGCUCGUCUCUCAAAGCCUUGCUCUCCCACCAAGAGCGGAGGCCACAGCUGGCCAGCUGUGGGCCGCGGCCGGGGAAAGGGUUAUGACUCAUUGAUUAAAAAGGACUUUUCCAAAUACUUUGCACUUUCGAUUGUGUAUUAUGGAUACCAAGGAAGAGAAGAAGGAACGGAAACAAAGUUAUUUUGCUCGAUUGAAAAAGAAAAAGCAAGCCAAACAAAAUGCAGAGACAGCCUCAGCCAUAGCUGCAAGGACUCAAACUGGAGAAGAAGAUACUAAUACAGUCACUUUAGAACAAGAUAAGUGCAACAUUGCUGUGGAAGAAUAUAUUGCUGAUGAAAAAAAAAAGAGAAAAAAUAAUCAGUUAAAGGAGAUCAGGCGUACAGAACUAAAGAGAUAUUAUAGUGUUGAUGACAAUCAAAACAAAACACAUGAUAAAAAAGAGAAGAAGAUGCUGGUUCAAAAGCCCCAUGGUACCAUGGAAUACACUGCUGGAAGCCAGGACACCCUUAACUCCAUUGCACUGAAGUUUAACAUCACUCCUAAUAAAUUAGUGGAACUGAAUAAACUUUUCACGCAUACCAUUGUUCCAGGCCAGGUCCUUUUUGUUCCAGAUGCCAAUUUUCCUUCCAGUACCUUAAGGUUAUCAUCUUCCAGUCCUGGUGCUACUGUCUCUCCUUCAUCAUCAGAUGCAGAAUAUGAUAAACUGCCUGAUGCUGAUUUAGCAAGAAAGGCCUUAAAACCCAUUGAAAGAGUCUUAUCAUCUACUUCUGAAGAAGAUGAGCCAGGCGUGGUAAAAUUCUUAAAAAUGAAUUGUCGCUACUUCACUGAUGGAAAGGGUGUGGUCGGAGGCGUCAUGAUUGUCACUCCUAACAACAUCAUGUUCGACCCUCACAAGUCCGAUCCCCUGGUCAUUGAAAAUGGGUGUGAGGAGUACGGGCUCAUCUGCCCCAUGGAGGAAGUGGUUUCCAUUGCCCUCUACAAUGACAUUUCCCACAUGAAGAUCAAAGAUGCCUUGCCAUCUGACCUACCUCAGGAUCUUUGUCCUCUGUACAGGCCUGGAGAAUGGGAAGACCUGGCUUCUGAAAAGGAUAUCAACCCAUUCAGUAAGUUCAAAUCUCUCAACAAGGAUAAACGGCAGCAGAAUGGGGAGAAAGCAAUCAUCUCAGAUUCCAAGUUGACAAAACCUUCGGAAAAAUCACCAGAAUGUGGCACACCUACAAAGUGCUCAGACAGCCCUCUGUCAGAAAAGUUAAAGAACCUGGAGACCUCUGUGGAGACAACCAGUGUAUCUACCAUCGUGAAUAAGGCCAGCAAGCAACUUUCUGACUCUCAUGCUGCAAUGGACUCUAUAGCCAAAGAAAACUCCCUUUUAGGGGAAGAUGAUGACUUUGUUGACUUGGAAGAACUUUCUUCUCAAACCAAUAGCAGAAUGGAUAAAAGAGAUGCCUCUAAAGAGCACCUUUCUCUUGACCCAGAGAUGCUAAGGAAAGCUAAGUCCCAAAUAAUCAGUUCUGAUACAGAAAUGCAGGUGCAGUCAGCUCUGAACUUUUCAGGAACAGAGAGUGAUGCUGAACUGAAGGGAGCCCUAGAUUUAGAAGCCUGUGAGAAGCAAGAUAAAAUGCCAGAGAUGGACAAGCAGUCUAGUUCCCCAGAAAGCCAGGUUGAAAACACACUGAACAUACAGGAAGAUCUAGAUAAAGUCAAACUCAUUGAAUAUUACCUUAAUAAGAACAAAGAAGGGUCACAGUUAUCUGACAACUUGCAGAAGGCAGAAAUAAGUGAUGGCAAAUGCCUUGAACCAGUGGGAAUAGAUAUCACCCUUAGUAGUGCUCUUCCCCAGGCAGGUGAUUCCCCAAAUGAGGGCAAUAAAGAGCAAGGUGUAACCUGGGUAAAAGAGAGAGAGCCCCUUCCACUGCAGCUUGUCUCUUCUGCAGAAGAAAAUUUGAGUAAAGAGUCCCUAGACUCCUCUUUGGAAUCAGCUAUGGACAACAGCUGCCAAGGCACACAAAUGGAUGAUAAAUCAGAAAUUCAAUUAUGGCUUUUAAAGAGAAUUCAGGUACCCAUUGAAGAUAUACUUCCUUCAAAAGAAGAGAAAAGCAAGACUCCACCCAUGUUUCUGUGCAUUAAAGUGGGAAAACCCAUGAGAAAAUCCUUUGCCACUCACACCGCAGCCAUGGUCCAGCAGUAUGGCAAGCGAAGAAAGCAACCAGAGUACUGGUUUGCUGUUCCUCGGGAGAGGGUGGAUCACUUGUACACGUUCUUUGUUCAAUGGUCUCCUGAUGUCUAUGGGAAAGAUGCCAAAGACCAAGGCUUUGUGGUGGUGGAAAAGGAAGAACUGAAUAUGAUCGACAACUUCUUCAGUGAGCCGACCACUAAGAGCUGGGAGAUCAUCACAGUUGAGGAGGCAAAGCGCAGGAAGAGUACAUGCAGCUACUAUGAGGAGGACGAGGAGGAGGCGCUGCCGAUCCUGCAGCCCCACAGUGCUCUUCUGGAGAACAUGCACAUAGAGCAGCUGGCACGGCGCCUUCCAGCAAGGGUGCAAGGUUAUCCAUGGAGACUUGCAUAUAGCACAUUAGAACACGGGACCAGCUUGAAAACCCUGUAUCGGAAGUCAGCGUCACUGGACAGCCCGGUCCUAUUGGUCAUUAAAGAUAUGGAUAAUCAGAUUUUUGGAGCAUAUGCAACACAUCCUUUCAAGUUCAGUGACCACUAUUAUGGAACAGGCGAAACUUUUCUCUACACGUUUAGCCCUAAUUUCAAGGUCUUUAAGUGGAGUGGAGAAAACUCAUAUUUUAUCAAUGGAGACAUAAGUUCUUUAGAACUUGGUGGUGGAGGGGGACGGUUUGGUUUGUGGCUAGAUGCUGAUUUAUACCAUGGACGAAGCAACUCCUGCAGCACUUUCAAUAAUGAUAUUCUUUCCAAAAAGGAAGACUUCAUAGUUCAGGACCUCGAGGUAUGGACAUUUGAGUGAAACUCAGACUGCCUUAAAAUAAAACAUGAAAAAUACUGGGUUCAACCAGCCUUUCAAACACCGGCUGGAAGAUGAAGCGUCAGCCCAGAAUGCCUCAUCCCUCCAUCAAGCUUUCUUUCUGCCAUCAUCUCAGAGCAUGACCACACUGCAGGAAGAUUCUGAAGGGCACAUGUGGAGGGCAGACACUGAAGUUUGAAGUCCAGAUUGUUGGAAAACUUUAAACUCCCACUUCCUUCAAAUCCAUCCAGUGAGGGAUCAGAGUAUUUAUAGAUGUAUGAGUUGAAUGCAAUUUUUAUUUUUGGUAACUGUGAAAAAAAAAGAUACUGUGGAAAUAUAUACAUGCCUUGUGUAUUUAUCAACAUAAUUUUCAUUACCAAAAUGUACAGCAUACUGUUGUUUGCCAUGGAAAGGUUAGUCUCAUUUAGAAAAAUUGAAGGUGCAUAGCACUUAAAGGGAAUAAAUGAUUUUUUUUUAAAAAACUAUCUUAUUUAUUAUGUCCAGUAUAUUGUCUGAAAUGUGUUGGCAUUUUUUUCUUUUAAUGUGUAAAAUCUUGAGAUAAAUGUUCACAUUUUGUGCUAUGUUUUGGCAACAAAUCCAUUUGAUUUAUAUAGUUUUAUAUUGAAUUUUUUUUUUGCCCUGAUUGUUUAGGGUGAUAGGUCUUAAGUAGCAUAUAUAUCUAUCUAUAUAUGCAUAAUUCUGAAUUUUUAAAAACUCAUUACCAUUGUUCAUUGAUUUGACUUUUGUUAGACUGGUUUCCCAAUGAGUCAUUAAAAAGGUACAUUUUUAGUUACUUACUAGGGACAUCAUUAUGUAAAAAAGAAUAAGCCAUUUCUCACGCUCUUAAGUUGGUAUUUAUAAAGUAAAUACCUUUAUGAAGCCAGACUUAGGACAAAUCCUGCUUUUAAAAAGAAAACAUUUUGCUCUUUUAAAUUCAUGUGUGUUAAUAACAAAAACUUUAUUUUCAUAGUGUUUUUUGCAUUUCCCCCAACUUUUUACAUUAACAAACAGGCCCCUGUUUUACAACAGGCCUCUGUUUUAAAAGGAUCUGGGUGUUUUAAUUUCUUCAUAUAUUAUAUCAAAUGAAAAACAUCAAAUUGUCUUGGUCCCUGCCUCUUCUACUAGAGAAAAAGCAAUGCAAAGAAAUGCAUUAAUACCAAAAUUUGGGGAAAUAAAACCAUUUUUAACAACCCAUUUCCAUAUCAUAAAACAUUUCUUAAAAAUAAUAAGAAAGUCUGUUAAAAAAAUGACAAAUAUUGCUGAUUACCAGACUUUUAUGAAAGCCAAAGACUUAAUGGAAAAAACUUUCAAACAAGAGCCAAAGCUGAGAAGUGGUCUGUCAUAAAUUACAUCUCCAGUGAUCUUUGAAAGGAAAGCUUAAUAACAAGUAUUUGUAUACCUGCAUUAAAAAUAAAAGUUCUUAUUUAGUUGAGUGUCUUCUUUUUUUAAAAACUAUUCUAAAGAAGAACAAAUCUCCAAGUGGCCUCCUGUCAGAUCAAUGAUUAUUUUACUCCAUUCACAUUCCAUGCAAGUUUAAAUGAUGCUAAAAAUUGUAAAUCUGUAGCCUGGGUGUGCUUUCACCCAAGUUCACUUAUUGAGAACUCUCGAUUAACAACAUACUGGCCGUUUGACCUUAAUCUGCUUGUUAAAUAAUGUGUUGGUGUGAGAUACCAGGAAUGUCUCAUGGUGAUCACAUUUACCAUUUAUACCAUUUGCAACCAUAUGCAAUUAAUAAACAAAAUGGUCAUUUUGCAUAUAGUUCACUCUUACCUAGUUUAGUCCAUGAUAUUAUAAUUGUGAGAGCAUAUCCCAAUGCUGUGUUCUCUAUUUAAAACAGUAUUGUCCAAUCAAAAAUGUGUGGCCCUUCAUUUAUGGAUACUGAAUAUAUGUAAUGCAGUGCUAUCCCAAUAUUUUCAAUAAAGGAAUUUAUGCACACAGUGUGAUUUUCUUCCUG
This is a messenger RNA of Talpa occidentalis (Iberian mole), 5225 nucleotides long. It is a transcript of the gene NCOA7, whose product is annotated as nuclear receptor coactivator 7. The coding region runs from base 443 to 3274 and encodes 943 amino acids. The transcript is spliced from 16 exons. The record is from RefSeq and is a predicted model, not a curated record. Gene Ontology annotation, cellular component: nucleus. Gene Ontology annotation, biological process: regulation of transcription by RNA polymerase II; response to oxidative stress. NCBI's taxonomy places the organism in Eukaryota, Metazoa, Chordata, Mammalia, Eulipotyphla, Talpidae.